AUGUAUAAGCACAGAAUAACAUUGUGUUUUCAAUUAAUUUUGAUAAAAUAUUUCAGGUAUCCAAUACAGAAAUAUAUUCUACACGGAAAGAACCAAAACAUAUGGGGAAUAGCAAAACGUGAAUUCACUAAAAAUACUCAAAAAUGUUGCAAAGAAAAUAUGAAUAAAUCAAAGUUUUCCUCAUAUAUUUUUAAAUUUGGUCUUAGUGGAUUAGGAGUAACAACUGCUUGUAUUUUGAGAUCACGUAAUCAAAUUGUGCUCUGUAGAGAAGCCAAAAGAAUUAACAAUAUCAAAUCUGACACUCCUGAACUGACCUUUGAAUGGACAAAAUUUUUUAAAUAUUUAUAUCCACAUAUUUGGUACUUAUUGCUAGCAUUAUCAAGUGCAUUAAUAGUUGCACUAUUAAAUAUUCAAAUACCGCAGUGUGUUGGAAGUGUUAUAAAUGUACUCACGGAAAUAUGUCAAAACAAAAGCGAUUCUACAAAACAAAUUAUCUUACAACUAACUCAACCAGCUUUUGUUUUGGCACGCAUGUAUAUUGCACAAGCAUUUUUCACUUUUGUAUAUAUUUAUACACUUUCCCAUGUGGGUGAGAGAAUUGCAGUGAGUUUACGUCAAGAUUUGUUCAAGUCAAUUAUUAUGCAAGAUAUAGAAUUCUUUGACAAAACACGUUCUGGUGAAAUAGUAAGUCGAUUGACUAGUGAUAUUCAAGACUUUAAGAGCUCAUUUAAGACUUGCAUUGCUCAAGGCUUGAGAAGCCUCACACAAAUUAUUGGUUGUGUUAUCUCUGUAAUAGUGAUAUCACCACAAUUGACUACUCUUGUGGUAUUUAGUUUACCUACAAUAAUUUUUAUUGGUACUCUCCUGGGAAAAAGUUUACGCAAGUUGUCAAUGGAAGCCCAAAAUCAAGUCGCAAGAUCGACUGCCGUUUGCGAAGAAGCUAUACAAAAUAUCCGAACGGUGAGAGCUUUUGCCGCGGAAGAGAAAGAAGCAGAAAUGUUUUACAAAGAAGUUGAACAUUCGUCUGAGCUUUAUGAACGAUUAGGUUUUGGUAUAGGUUUCUUUCAAGCAGGAACGAAUUUAUUACUUAACGGUAUUUUACUCUCCACGCUAUAUUUUGGCGGCCACUUGCUUUCUACAGGAGAAUUGUCUCCAGGAAAUCUCAUGGCAUUUUUAAUGGCUACACAGACCAUACAGAAGUCUUUAGGCCAAUUGUCCAUGCUUUUUGGAACUUUUGUUAGGGGACAAAGCGCAGGUGCCAGAGUUUUACAGUAUCUGGAUAUGCCGCCUUCGCUAAUGAUGACCGGUGGUGAUAUAAUCGCGGAUAAAUCUCUAGCAGGGAAUAUAGUUUUCCAAAAUGUAAAAUUUAGCUAUCCCACUAGACCAGAUCAUACUAUUUUAAAAAAUUUCAAUUUACAUAUUCCUUUAGAUGUAAUUAUUAAUAUUGUUGGUGCUAGUGGUAACGGUAAAUCAACUGUGGCUGCAUUAUUAGAAAGGUUUUAUGAUGUUGAUGAAGGCUCCAUUACUAUUGAUGGUCGAGAUAUUAGAUCUCUUAAUUCGAGUUACCUCAGAGGUAACGUUUUUGGCUAUAUAAAUCAAGAGCCUACUUUAUUCGCUACCAGCAUCAUGGAAAACAUUAGAUUUGGGAGACAAAAUGCAACAGAUGAAGAGGUCAUUGAAGCAGCUAAAGAAGCAAAUGCGCAUGAAUUUAUAACAAAGUUUCCAGACGGUUACGCGACCGAGGUCGGCGAGAGAGGUGCGCAGCUCUCUGGUGGACAAAAGCAACGGGUUGCUAUUGCCAGGGCCUUGCUAAAACAACCAUCUGUUUUAAUUCUAGAUGAGGCUACAAGCGCAUUGGAUUAUGAAAGCGAAAGGGUCGUUCAAAAGGCGAUUGAAAAUGCUACGAGAGGUAGAACGGUACUUGUGAUCGCUCAUAGAUUAAGUACCAUUAAAGGCGCUGACGUAAUCGUUGUAUUACAACGCGGUGUCAUAGUGGAGAUGGGCAUGCAUUCGGAACUAAUUAAACGGAAAGGCGUUUAUUACACACUCGUAAACGAACAAGAAAAGGAAAAUAUGUAAUAAUAAUAAUAUUUAAAACCAUGUGCAAGCUAUAUUGGUACAAACGAUUAAUGAAAAAUGGUAGGUAAUUAUUUAGUAGGUUAUUAUUUAUUCUGUUUUGUAGAAUAAUUUUUUUUUUGUAUCAUAAUGCGUGUGUGUGUGUGUGUGUGUAUAUAUACAAUAUAUAGAAAAGGAUUUUAUGUAU
Formica exsecta is the source of this 2263-nucleotide messenger RNA. RefSeq names its product ATP-binding cassette sub-family B member 8, mitochondrial. Gene Ontology annotation, biological process: transmembrane transport. Gene Ontology annotation, cellular component: membrane. Lineage: Eukaryota; Metazoa; Arthropoda; Insecta; Hymenoptera; Formicidae. Gene Ontology annotation, molecular function: ATP binding; ATP hydrolysis activity; ABC-type oligopeptide transporter activity. The record is from RefSeq and is a predicted model, not a curated record. The transcript is spliced from 11 exons. Bases 1 to 2079 code for a protein of 692 amino acids.